ACAAUGAUUAAUUAAGGGUACCACAACGUAUGAUUUGGCACCACAAACAAGUCAUUUAUCAUUUCAUCAUCUCCAUAACUCCAACACCAAUUCAUUCAUAUUUAAUCAAACUAAUUAAAAAUUACAUAAAUUAAAUCAAUUCACCAUCAAAUCAAAAUUAUUCCAUUCAUUUGAUCAAAAACCACAUACAAUACAAAUAAAUCAAAAAUGAGCGUAAUUCAACUCCUUUUUCGGGUCGAUGAAAUCUGCAAGAAGUAUGAAAAAUACGACGUCGACAAGCAAAGGGAGCUCAAUGCAGGUGCCGGAGAUGAUGCAUUUACUCGUCUUUACGACAACAUCGAGAUCGAGAUCGAGGCGGCUCUUCGUAAAUCGGAGUUUGCAGCGAUGGAGACAAAUAGGGCAAAGGCUGUGGCAAUGAACGCCGAGAUACGACGGAGCAAAGCUAGGUUACUAGAAGAUGUGGCCAAGCUACAAAAGUUGGGUUACAAAAAGGUAAAGGGACUCUCAAAAGAAGAUAUGGUUGCUCGCGGUGAUUUGGCACUCGCACUAGGAGAGAAAAUUCAAUUAAUUCCCGAUGGAGGAAACAAUCCAAAAAAUAAUGGAUGGGCAACUUCAAGCAAUCCAAAUAAUAUUAAGUUUGAUUUCCAACAAGAUGCGCAGUUAAGUGAUGGGUUUUUUCAAGAAUCAGAGCAAUCAAGUAAUUUUAGGCAAGAAUAUGAAAUGAGAAAAUUAAAACAGGAUGAAGGUCUAGAUAUCAUAUCUGAGGGACUUGAGACUUUGAAGAAUCUAGCACAUGAUAUGAACGAGGAACUUGAUAGACAAGUACCCUUAGUUGAUGAGAUUGAUACAAAGGUUGAUAAAGCCACAUCUGACCUGAAGAGUAACAAUGUUAGGCUUAAGCAAACACUUCAUGAGAUAAGAUCCAGUCGAAACUUUUGUAUUGACAUCAUCUUAUUGUGCAUUAUUCUGGGUAUCGCAGCUUAUUUAUACAAUGUUUUGCAGUGAAGAAUUUUCACAACAUUUGUUGACGACAAACAUUUCUUCAUAAAAGUUUUGUAUAGACUUGACCUAUAUUAUUUUACCAACCUAAUAAUAGCAUGUAUUUUCCAAUAAUUGUACUUUGUACUUCUCAAGUCCACACAAGAUUUUUUGAUCUUCUGAUUGUUU
Molecule: messenger RNA, 1167 nt
Organism: Amaranthus tricolor (Joseph's coat)
Lineage: Eukaryota; Viridiplantae; Streptophyta; Magnoliopsida; Caryophyllales; Amaranthaceae
Product: syntaxin-72
Exons: 9
Coding region: 208-1005 (265 amino acids)
Biological process (GO): vesicle fusion; intracellular protein transport
Cellular component (GO): SNARE complex; membrane; endomembrane system
Molecular function (GO): SNAP receptor activity; SNARE binding
Source: RefSeq, a predicted model, not a curated record